UCUAAUAGUUGAUGCUACCGGGUGAGAUAACGUGUUCGCAAGAACAUGAAGAUGGAUUUGUGUUUCAUUGACCGGACAAAAUCUUAAUUGCAGUGAUGAGGAACGUCGAACGGUUGCCUGAAUCUGUCCGUAGCUCUGUGCGUUCGGGGGUUGUGAUAGCUGAUUUGACGAAGAUUGUCGAGGAGCUGAUUUUCAACAGCCUGGAAGCAGGUGCUACGAAGAUUUAUGCUGCAGUUGGAGUUAGGAGCUGCUACGUUAAAGUGGUGGAUAAUGGAUCUGGUAUUUCAAGGGAUGGAUUGGUGUUGUUGGGUGAACGACAAGCAACAUCAAAAGUUGACCAAAUGACUCUGAUGGAUACUGGCUUUGAAAACCUUGAUUCUCAUGGAGAAGCUCUGUGUUCAAUUUCAAAUGUUUCUUUGUUGGAGAUUGUGACUAAAGCACGUGGAAAACCAAAUGGAUACAAAAAGAUAAUGAAGAACAGACAGUGCAUGUUCCUUGGAAUCAGUGAUGAUAGACAAGAGGUGGGGACAACAGUUAUUGUUCGUGACAUAUUUUACAAUCAACCAGUUAGAAGGAAGCACAUGGAAUCCAGCCCCAGUAAACUGUUGGAUUCAAUCAAGAUGACUGUGUUGAGAAUUGCCCUUGUUCAUGUUAAUAUUUGCUUCAAGGUUGUGGAUAUGGAGAGUGCAUAUGAGCUGCUACAUACUGGACCUUUAUCUUCUCCUCUACAAUUACUUUCUAGUACUAUGGGAAUUGGAGAUUCAGUUAGUUUCUACAACGUGGAUUUAUCUGAUAGUAACAUGAAGCUUUCUGGGUUUAUUUCUGGUCCUUGUGAGAAAUUCCAUUUGAAGGUAAUUCAGUAUGUCUACAUCAACUCGAGAUUUGUUUGCAAGGGCCCCAUACAUAAAUGCAUAAAUCAAUUAGCUGUGAAGUUUGACUGUUCACUUUCCAGGCUUUCUGCAUCCAGUUCUCAGAACGACAAGCAAAAUAAAUAUGACAUUUGCCCAACCUUUGUGCUAAAUCUAUGCUGUCAAAGAUCUUGCUAUGAUAUGAUCGAUUCUGGACAAUCGAGAAGAUUGGUGGAAUUUAAGGAUUGGGGUCCUGUGCUUACUUUUAUUGAGGAAGGCAUCACGCGUGUUUGGGCCCAGAAUAUUUCUCAUGAUAUGUCUGAUACAUCGCGGAGUAAUAAAAGGAAUCGCAAGCAAGACUGUCAAAUUUCUCUGAAUCUUUCCUCCCCACAACAGAAGAAGCUAUGCAAAAGAUAUGAUAGCAUACCAGAUGAGUAUUUUUUGUCACUUGAAAGGUCUCCUAGAGAAAUUCCUAAGCUUGAAAAGCAUCAUACCGUGGAAGAUUUUUCAUCUGAAACUGAAUACCAGAGGCAAACCAGUGAUGAAUCUCUUGCGGAUUACGGUAGUUAUGUGAAAGGUAAUAUAAGGAACCAUCUACCUGCUGACCGUCUUCUACUUUUGAAGAAUGUGCCGCAUACAUAUGAUACAAAGGUGGACUAUCAAUCUUCUUCAGCUUUGGGAAAUAUCUUACCUGAAUUUGACAAUAACAUAAAUAACAUGUCAACUUUACGUGGGGCCUUUUCUGGUUAUGUUAAAUUUGGCCAUAAUGUUCUUGUUGGUAAUAAUAACAGAAAAUGUCUUCUUAGAAAUUGCUCCUUUGAAAGAAGCCCAUCACGUGAGAGGUUACCUGCUCAAGAUGAAUUACUAGAAUUUGGAACUGAUGAUAAAAUUCUAAAAAGGUGGUUGGGAUGCGAUGAUGGUAUGUUAAAUGAGAUCAGCCUGGCUACUAGAGGGAGAGAUCUACGACACAACAGAUCAUCACUGUUUCAAUCCUCAUCAAUGACCCAUUAUGACAUGCAUGAAGCAUUGGAACUCCCUGAUUUUUCAGAAGAAGAUUGGAAAGGAACUUCCAUCCUGCAUUCUUUCAGAUCCGGAUGGUCUCCUAUGGCAACAGAGAAACUUACAGGGAUCAACUGUAAUGAUGGUGAUGAUGAGGGUAUUUACAGAACUUCAGUUGACCAUUACUCUGAGUUCGGUACAGAGAGAGUUAGGGGGAUCAAGUUUCAUGAUGAUGAUGAGACUAUUUACAAAAAAUCAGUUGACCAUUACUCUGAAUUUGGCACAGAGAAUGUUAGGGGGAUCAAGUUUCAUGAUGACUAUGGUGAUCAUGAGGCUAUUUACGAAAAAUCAGUUGACAGUUACUCAGAAUUUGGUAAAGAGGAAAUUAAGGAGAUCAAAAUGCAUAACGAUGAUUCUUUUUACAAAACUUCAGUUAGCAAAUACUCUGAAAUUGGUGCAGGGUUUAUUCCGGGGUGUUCUGCUUUGAGAAAGGAGGAAGAUCUGAAAUUCAGCAAUUUAAAUACUAAAGAUAGAUGGUCUCAGCAAAAAGGUACUGUAACAUGUUUCUCCUCUGGCAGUAAGAGCGAGAUUACUGAAUUUCCUUGGAGGGAUGCUAAGAAUGUGUCUUGUUGGAAGCCUUUCAAAAAAAUUUGUGAAAUGGAUUGGUCACCUUUACCAUCCUAUGUUGAAGAAAGUCCCAAAAAUUGCUCAAUGGAAUUAGCAUAUGAAACUCCACUAGAGCAUGGAUUUGGAAAAACUACUAGCAGGAAACAAACAACAAUCUUUAACAGAAACAAUCGCUAUGGAAGAAGCCAGUCAGCUCCACCUUGUUACAAAGGAAAGCAAAGAUACUUGGAUUUGACUGAUUCUUUUACCAUACUGUCUGCAAAAUGCACUAACCAGAAUAGCUGUACAAAUUUUUCCUCCAAUGAGCCGAGCAAUUCCAAUUGUGCAAGUACAAAAAUGAAAUCACAGAAAUCGGUUCAUUCAUCCCUCCUGUCGGGGGUGAAAAGAUCAUCCAUGAAUUGCUCAUUUACUGAAAGACAAGGUUCCGAAUUGACAGGAGAGAUUGUUACAAAUCAGAGUGACUCGUCACAGAAAGGAGGGCAACGUGUCAAAUUGAAGAGUGUGGAGUGUCUUGAUAUGAAGGAACAUGAAAAUUCCUUUGACUCUGGGUGCAAAUGGAGGAACUGUUGUCCAUCUACUGCAGAUGAAAACAUGCCAAAUUACUGGAAUCAGGAUAAUAUCCUUGACAUAUGUGACAUCUUGGACCUUGCUGGCGAGUCCUUAGUACCUAAAUCCAUUGACCGGAUGACCCUUGAGGAUGCCAAAGUUCUCAAUCAGGUUGAUAAGAAAUUCAUCCCAGUGGUGGCUGGAAAGAACCUUGCUAUAAUUGAUCAGCAUGCUGCUGAUGAAAGGAUUAGGCUGGAAGAACUACGACACAAGGUGUUGACUGGUGAAAUGAGGACUAUCACUUAUCUAGACACCGAGCAAGAAUUGCAGGUCUUACCUGAAAUUGGUUAUCAGUUACUUCACAAUUAUGCUGAACAAAUUCAAAAUUGGGGUUGGAUCUGCAAUAUUCAUUCCCAGGAUAGAAGUUCCUUUUCAAAGCAUUUAGAUUGUCUACACAGACAACCUACGGUUGCUAAACUUCAUGCGGUACCUUGCGUUUUGGGUGUAAAUUUAACUGACAUGGAUCUAUUAGAGUUUCUUCAACAGCUUGCGGAUACGGAUGGUUCAUCAACUGUACCUCCAUCUGUUACUCGUAUACUUAACAGCAAAGCAUGCAGAGGGGCAAUUAUGUUUGGAGACACACUACUGCCUUCUGAAUGUUCCCUCAUCGUUGAUGAGCUGAAACGAACUUCUCUCUGUUUCCAGUGUGCCCAUGGACGCCCAACUACUGUGCCUCUUGUCAACCUCGAUGUUUUGCACCAUACAAUUGCUAAGAAUCAUUCACCUAAGGAGCCAUGGCAUGGACUCUCCCAACAUAAGCUCAGUUUAGAGCGUAUCACCCGGCGUUUAAACUCUACACCCCCUUGAGGUUACUAUGGUCAUUUCUCGGUUGGUUUCCGGAUACAUGGCAGGUAUGCUUUCUUGUGCCGUCUUCUGUGGUUAUACAUUAUAGUAACUCCGGGGGAAGAUCGAUGAAAAGUUAUUAUGGUCAAUCCAGAUUUUUAACCCUCAGUUUCUUUACAGUUAGUUCUGCAUCAGCAACUUUGCCUGCCUUUAAUAAAUCAGAUAAAUUCUGCUCUUGAUUCUAUAGCCUUUAGGAUACAGAGUAUGGUAUACCUAUACAUACAUACAUACAGAUUACCAUGUGUAAAUAUCACAUCCCAAAUUCCUGGUUAUAAUUUUUGUUGGUAGAUGGAAGCCUUGAGGAUUUUAGAACAUUUCAUAGUCGUCCAUAAGAUAGUGAGAUUUUGGUUAUUGAUGUAUUAUUCCAAAGAAAAA
Messenger RNA from Andrographis paniculata, 4298 nucleotides. Its product is annotated as DNA mismatch repair protein MLH3. Lineage: Eukaryota; Viridiplantae; Streptophyta; Magnoliopsida; Lamiales; Acanthaceae. Gene Ontology annotation, molecular function: ATP hydrolysis activity; mismatched DNA binding; ATP binding. The record is from RefSeq and is a predicted model, not a curated record. The coding region runs from base 96 to 3887 and encodes 1263 amino acids. Gene Ontology annotation, biological process: mismatch repair. The transcript is spliced from 25 exons. Gene Ontology annotation, cellular component: mismatch repair complex.